Molecule: messenger RNA, 3789 nt
Organism: Tripterygium wilfordii
Lineage: Eukaryota; Viridiplantae; Streptophyta; Magnoliopsida; Celastrales; Celastraceae
Product: DNA ligase 4
Exons: 26
Coding region: 97-3600 (1167 amino acids)
Biological process (GO): DNA recombination; nucleotide-excision repair, DNA gap filling; DNA biosynthetic process
Cellular component (GO): DNA ligase IV complex
Molecular function (GO): DNA ligase (ATP) activity; ATP binding; DNA binding
Source: RefSeq, a predicted model, not a curated record
CUCCAAGAAGUAAUCAAAUGGCAAAGUUGUGCUUCCUUCCCGUGAAAACCAGCGGCUUCAGUUUGCAAACUCCCAAGUCCGAAAGAGAUUCGAACAAUGAAAGGAGAGACGACCAAGGUGAGCGUGCUAGUGAGCUUAUUCAACUGGAUGCAGAGGAGCAAGUCUUCGGCCAAGAAGCGCUCCAAGUUCCGCAAGUUCAUCGACACCUUCUGUGAUAAAACCGACUACUUCACCGCCAUCCGCCUCAUUCUCCCCUCGCUCGACCGAGAACGCGGCUCCUACGGCCUCAAGGAGUCCGUUCUGGCAACCUGCCUCAUUGACGCCCUAGGUAUCUCCCGGGACUCUCCUGACGCCUUGCGCCUCAUCAACUGGCGCAAGAGCGGCUCCACCGGCGGUGUUAAUGCUGGAAACUUUCCGCUUGUUGCUGCCGAGGUUUUGCAGCGAAGGCAAGGAAUGGCUUCUGGCGGUCUCACUAUUAAGGAGUUGAACGACUUGCUGGAUCGCUUGGCCUCCAGCGAAAACAGGGCAGAGAAGACUGAUAUUCUUUCUACCAUGAUUCAGAAAACAAAUGCACAGGAAAUGAAGUGGAUCAUAAUGAUAAUUCUGAAAGAUUUGAAGUUGGGAAUUAGUGAGAAGAGCAUAUUUCUUGAGUUUCAUCCAGAUGCUGAAGACUUAUUUAACGUCACAUGUGACUUAAAAUUGGUUUGUGAGAAGUUAAGGGAUCCAAAUCAACGGCAUAAGCGCCAGGACAUCGAAGUUGGAAAGGCUGUGCGCCCUCAGUUAGCUACAAGGGUUGGUGAUGCAACUACUGCUUGGAAAAAGCUUCAAGGGAAGGAAGUGGUUGUUGAGUGUAAGUUUGAUGGUGAUCGUAUCCAAAUACAUAAGAAUGGAGCUGAGAUACACUACUACUCUAGGAACUUUCUUGAUCAUUCUGAAUAUGAUCAUGCCAUGUCAAACAUAAUUGAGCAAAAUGUUUUAAUUGAUAGGUGUAUACUUGAUGGUGAAAUGUUAGUGUGGGAUACAUCAAUGAAUUGCUUUGCAGAGUUUGGUUCUAAUCAGGAAACAGCCAAGGCUGCGAGGGAUGGAUUUGACAGUGACAGACAGUUGUGCUAUAUUGCAUUUGAUAUUCUUUAUGUGGGAGAUACCAGUGUUAUUCACCAAAGCUUGAAGGAACGACAUGAGCUUCUGCGAAAAGUUGUGAAGCCUUUGAAGGGCCGUUUAGACAUCUUAUUACCUGAUGAUGGUCUUAAUACUUCCCGCCCUCCUGGUGAACCUUGUUGGUCACUCAUAGCUUAUGAUGUGAAUGAUGUCGAGAGAUUUUUUAAAGAAACUGUUGAAAACAGAGAUGAAGGAAUUGUAUUGAAAGAUCUUGGCUCCAGAUGGGAUCCGGGUGACCGGGGCGGAAAGUGGUUGAAGUUGAAGCCAGAUUACAUUCGUGCUGGUUCUGAUUUAGAUGUUCUUAUCAUAGGGGGAUACUAUGGCUCUGGGCGUCGUGGAGGAGAGGUUGCUCAAUUCUUAGUUGGCCUAGCAGAGCAUGCAGCACCAAAUGCUUAUCCAAGGAGAUUUUUUUCCUUUUGCAGGGUGGGCACUGGGCUUUCUGAUGAUGAAUUAGAUGCUGUUGUAACCAAACUGAAGCCUUACUUUAGGAAAUAUGAAUAUCCCAAGAAAGGUCCACCAAGUUUCUAUCAAGUUACAAAUAAUUCAAAAGAGAGACCUGAUGUUUGGGUUGAAAGCCCUGAAAAGUCAAUAAUACUUUCUAUAACCAGUGAUAUCCGGACCAUUAGGUCUGAGGUAUUUGCUGCGCCAUACGGCCUGAGAUUCCCACGCAUCGACAGAGUGAGAUAUGACAAGCCUUGGCAUGAGUGCCUUGAUAUGCAGUCUUUUGUGGAACUAGUGCAUUCAAGUAAUGGUACCACACAGAAGGAUAUAGAAUAUGGUGGCGUGCAAGAUAGUAAACCAAAACGCAUGAAAUCCUCCACAAAGAGAGAGAAGCAGAAUGUCUCGGUAGUUCCAAAUCAUUUUGUUCAGACAGAUAUCUCUGAUAUUAAAGGGGAAACCUUGAUAUUCUCAAAUAUGAUGUUUUACUUUGUGAAUGUGCCUCCAACCCAUUCUCUUGAUUCAUUCCACAAAAUGGUUGUGGAGAAUGGUGGAACUUUCUCAAUGAAUUUGAAUAACUCGGUUAGCCAUUGUGUUGCAGCUGAAAGCAAGGGGAUCAAAUAUCAGGCUGCAAAGCUUCGCACAGAUAUAAUUCAUUAUUCGUGGGUAUUGGAUUGUUGUUUGCAAAAGAAGCUGAUCCAUUUGCACCCAAAGUAUUUCCUCCACCUUUCUGACUCUUCAAAGAAGAAGUUUCAGGAAGAUAUAGAUGAAUUCGCUGACUCUUACUACUGGGAUCUCGAUACGGCAGACCUUAAACAGCUCUUAAGCAAAAUUGAUACAUCAGAAGACAGCAAAACUGUUGACUAUUACAAGAAAAAGUAUUGUCCUACAGACAGAUGGUCUCGCUUUCAUGGUUGCUGCAUCUACUUCUAUCCGUCUAUGAAUUCUUUAACACCUGAUUCAGAAGUGCUACUGGGACUUGUGCUAAGGAGGCUGAAGCUUGAAGUUCUCAUGGGUGGUGGUAAAGAGUGCAAAAUUCUCUUUCAUGCUACACAUUUGGUGGUCCUGUCAGUGCCAGGAUCUGACCUGGACUUCAGUUCUCUUAUGAAAAGUUUUACCACCGAAGAGAAACAUCUUUUGUUGAACAAGAGGUUGCAUGUUGUUGGGUACCAAUGGCUGGAAGACUGCUUGAAAAUGGAGGAAAAAUUGCCCGAGGAUGGAUAUAGCAUGAAGCCCAGAGGGAUGGAAGUAUCAGCUUAUGAAGAGUGCAAAGAUGACCUGAAUAUCAAGGAAGCCUCUUCUGAUAUGGUGGUUGCCGAAAACCUGAGUGUGCCUUAUUUACCUGACAGGGACGAAAAGCAGGAAGAAAAUAAAGCUGCUUUUAUAAAUUCCAGAACAUUGGAUUCAUAUAAAAGUGAUGGCAAAAGGAAAAGAGGGAGACCUGUUGGUCAGGCCACAAAGAAACGUAACAUGAACAUCAAACAAGCUCGACGAAUGCAGACACAUUGUAAAAAGAAGCCUGCUAAAAUUCAUGAUGACGAAUCAGACACAAGCAGUUCUGCAGAUGAAAAAAUAAAUGAAGGAAUGGAAGUACUGGAAGAUUCUGCAUCAUCCCAAAGAGACAAGCAAGUUGAACCAAAGGCUGCAGAAGAAAGCGGACAGGAACUGCAGUUUAAUAAUGAAGAUCCUGGGAUGGAAAAGAGUGUACGGUAUUGCAGCCAAUUUGGCAAGAAGCUGGAAAGCAGACAUGAAAUGCAGUUUGGCAAUGAAGAUCCUGAGUUUAAAUGCCAAAUUGCCAAAAAUCCUGAAAAGUGUGAAGCUGUGGUUGAUCCAGUUCAUGCGAUGUUACUUGACAUGAUUCCUAGCCUUGGAAUAAAGAAGAAUGAAACUGCACAAUCAUUUGUUGGGGAUGAUAAAGUUCCUGAAGAGACCAAUACAGGGCUUGUGAAGAAAAAGAAAGUCAGCUACAAGGAUGUCGCUAGUGAACUUCUCAAGGAUUGGUAAUUCACAAGCUUGUUUGCAUCUCCUUGUAAAUUCUAUGUCAAUUCUGAACAUACGUAAGUAUUAGUGAAGAACGGUUUCUAACUUACCAGAUUAAGGUUUCAAAUUCUGUUUAUCUUAUCACCUGAUGGGUGAAAAUUUUAGCAUACGCUGAGUUGCUGACUUUCUUUAAUAUGAUUAGUAUCCAUAAAA